Scheffersomyces stipitis CBS 6054 is the source of this 966-nucleotide messenger RNA. RefSeq names its product Glycoside hydrolase, family 10 Endo-1,4-beta-xylanase precursor (Xylanase) Exoglucanase/xylanase precursor (gene XYN1). Lineage: Eukaryota; Fungi; Ascomycota; Pichiomycetes; Serinales; Debaryomycetaceae. The coding region runs from base 1 to 966 and encodes 321 amino acids. Gene Ontology annotation, biological process: carbohydrate metabolic process. The record is from RefSeq and is a predicted model, not a curated record. The transcript is spliced from 2 exons. Gene Ontology annotation, molecular function: hydrolase activity, hydrolyzing O-glycosyl compounds.
AUGUACUUUGGCACUGCUACCAACCAGGAGCAAUGGUCUAACAAAGAAUACACUGAGUUAAUGCUCGAACAAUUCGGUUCUAUGACUCCUGCAAAUGUUCAAAAGUGGAUGUACACUGAACCGGAACAAGGCGUCUUUAAUUACACUGCUGGUGAUGAAUUCGCUAACUACGCAUUGAAGAACAAGAAAGUUCUUUUGUGUGAUACUCUUGUUUGGCAUCAACAGUAUCCUUCUUGGUUAGAUGAAAAGACAUGGACCAAGAAGGAUUUGCUUAAUGUAAUUUAUCAACACGUCUAUAAUGAAGUGAAACACUUCAAGGGUAGAUGUUUUUCUUGGAAUGUUGUCAACGAAGCUUUGAACGAAGAUGGAACUUGGAGACAAUCACUCUUCUACAACGUUACUGGUACUGAUUACAUUGAAACUGCUUUCCUUGCUGCUUCUGCCGCCGAUCCAAGAGCUCAACUUUACUACAAUGAUUACAAUAUCGAAUAUCCAGGUCCAAAGUCAGCUGCAGUAGAGAAUAUGGUCAAAUGGCUUAGGAGCAAGCACGUGAAAAUCGAUGCUGUUGGUCUUGAAUCUCAUUUCAUUGUUGGACAGGCAGCAACUGAAGCUCAGCAGCAGCAGCAGAUGCAAUCAUACAUUGAUUUGGGUGUUCAAGUUGUUGUUUCGGAACUCGAUGUUAGAUUUGAAACUCUACCACCUACUGAAGCUGGUCUUGCUCAACAAACUGUUGACUACCAAGCCUCUAUUAACGCUUGUAUUAAGGUAGGAAAGCAAUGUAUGGGUAUCUCGGUUUGGGACUUUGAUGAUGAGUACUCGUGGAUUCCAAGUUCCUUUGCUGGUCAAGGUGAUGCUGAUUUGUGGUACGCAAACUUUACUACAACUCCAGCUUACACUGGAGUUGUUUCUGCCCUUGAAGCAGGAAUUGAGAAGGGUUACAAAAGCAAGGAAAAGUUAAGAUUGUAA